Magallana angulata is the source of this 1142-nucleotide messenger RNA. RefSeq names its product cation-dependent mannose-6-phosphate receptor-like. Lineage: Eukaryota; Metazoa; Mollusca; Bivalvia; Ostreida; Ostreidae. The transcript has 7 exons. Gene Ontology annotation, cellular component: trans-Golgi network. The record is from RefSeq and is a predicted model, not a curated record. Bases 160 to 975 code for a protein of 271 amino acids.
CGCGAAACUGUACAUAUCCGGGUGUGUAAAUGCACGUGAUCCCACCCUCAUGAUUGACCUCGCGAUGUUUACCUGACAAAUUGAAAUUAAUUACCAAGCUUAAUUAAUUACGGAUCGACAAAGCGGCAGAUACCCUGGAUACAUCGGCUGAUAUAUAACAUGAUGGGGGUCAGAGAACUGCCGUUGGUGUUUGUGAUUUUUCUGUCGACGUUUGUGACCGCGGUGUUCGGACAAUGCACGUACAGGGACCAAUGCUCGUGUUCUCUGUCCGACGGGAGUAUUAUUGACCUGUCUACUCUAGGUAACCAGGACCAGACUCCGGCUUUUCCAGACUCCUUUGCGACUGAUGGUUACUUCUACUCUUAUAAUCCAUGCUACUCCUUUAUAGAAGGAUCCUGUAUGAACGCUGCGGCCUGCCAAAUUAGCGGUGACCAGUCGAUUCAGUACCAGAUCGGGGACGCCACCAGCGUGUCCUACAGCUAUGACGGAACUAACGUCCAUGCUCUGUAUUCUUCCACGGACUCACAGGGUCUCACGAGGAACGUGGAUGUGACACUGGUGUGUGACCAGUCCGGACAGCCGCCAUACUUCUCGCCCCAGGGGGAGGUCAGCAGCUUAAGCUACGCUUUUAGUCUAACCACCAAAUGCGCAUGCCCAAACGGAUGUGGGGCGGGGCCUCCCCCUACAAAUCCCCCUACAAAUCCAACAAAUCCCCCUGGGCCACCGGGCCCAUCAGGCCCGUCGGAAUCUGACGAUUCGGGCAUCAGCACGGGCACUAUAUUGUGUAUAGCAGUCCUAGCUAUUGCGGUGGUGUACUUAGUCGCGGGAACGGUGUUCACUAUGGGAGUACGCAAGAGCAAGGGCAAAGAAGCCAUUCCUAAUGUCAGCUUCUGGACGUCACUUCCGGGAUUAAUCAAGGACGGAUUUAAAUUUACCUUUAGAAAAAUUCGACCGGGAUAUUCUAGUGUGAAGUAAUGACAUGGAUACAUUAUUCUUGUAAAAGCUAACUCAACUGAUUGGUCAGCCGCGAUGAUAAGAAUUUUUUGCCGGAGAGGACAUCCAAAUUUUGGGAUAAAAAAAUCCGGAGAGUUGUAAUUGUUCGAAAGACACGAGAUUUUUUAAAAAAUAAAUCUUACAAUUUA